Molecule: messenger RNA, 1445 nt
Organism: Peromyscus eremicus (cactus mouse)
Lineage: Eukaryota; Metazoa; Chordata; Mammalia; Rodentia; Cricetidae
Gene: C1H9orf85
Product: chromosome 1 C9orf85 homolog
Exons: 4
Coding region: 111-572 (153 amino acids)
Source: RefSeq, a predicted model, not a curated record
UAGAACUUCUUCCGGGUCUCUGUGGAGAGUCUCAACCUGGGGCGGGAGUUUCUUUCCGCUUCCCUGUAACAUUAAAGGCUGCACCGACUUAAGGUGCUUGUGAGUUUGUGAUGAGUUCCCAGAAAGGCAACGUGGCUCGGUCCAGGCCUCAGAAGCACCAGAAUACGUUCACCUUCAAAAAUGACAAGUUCGAUAAGAGUGUUCAGACCAAGAAAAUUAAUGCCAAACUUCAUGAUGGAGUGUGUCAGCGCUGCAAAGAAGUUCUUGAGUGGCGUGUAAAAUACAGCAAGUACAAACCAUUGUCAAAGCCUAAGAAGUGUGUUAAAUGUUUACAAAAGACAGUCAAGGACUCUUACCACAUAAUGUGUAGACCCUGUGCCUGUGAACUUGAAGUUUGUGCAAAGUGUGGAAAGAAAGAAGACAUCGUUAUUCCGUUUAAUAGAGAACCAGAAACUUCAGCAAAUACUGAAAAUCAAGAUUCUAACCAUAGAAGAAGCUGCAAAGGGGAGGAGGACAGUGAUGAGGAUUUAGAUGAUGACACCCACUCGGAUGACGAGGAUGGAGACACUUAGGUGGCCUGAUGACAGCAUGGAGUCAGCCGCAGAGGGCUCAGCAGACACACUGACAUCCUCAUGUGGAUGUCAGAAAAGGCUGUUCAGAAUCGGUAGAACUGACCCAUGAGCAAUAUAAAUUAUUUAUAACAUUUGAAUAACAGAAACUUUCAGGUUUUUACAAUAAAACCUAAGCUGCAUAUACAGAAUAUGUGUGGAAACUUGUACUGUAGCAUAUUCUACAAUCUAUGGAAAUUGUUUUGAAAAAAAAUAUUAUCUAAUAUCAAGCUAUCCAGUGUUGAGAAUUGGUGAUUGUAUCAGAACUGUCUCUUGGAAAAUUAAGAUGAUUAGCUCACAGUGAGUACAUUUCCAUAGCCUGACCUCAGGUGUGUGGCUUCCUUAGUAAAAGCUCCCUUAUAGCUUACAAAGCAAAACCAUUUAUUUUUAUACAUGCACACACACACAAAAUCAUGAGUAGUGAUUUUCCUUCAAAAAUAUUUUUAUAUAUGUUAUCCCCUUUUUUUUUUUAACCUUUUCCCAGCGUGGAAAUAUGUACUCAGAAAAAAAAUGUGCGGACUAUAUAAUAUUAAUAACUAGAAAAGAAAAUCCAACAUUGAUACUUGAGUGGAGAUACUUGCAGUAUCAGAAGCUCCUGUGAUGUUCUCCCUCACAAGGUUAUCCUUCCCAGAAUUCCAUUGCUCUGCAUUAUCACUUUGCUGCCAGUGUUUCUGUGUGUAGGUGGUGUAGAUUAGCUUUGUGUGAUUACUGAGAUGUGUGUCCUUAUGUUUAAAAUCCGAAAGCUACCGAAAGGUAGCAAGGUAGGCAGUACAGUGAACUUUUCCACACUCUGUACUUUGAUUCCCAAUUUUAAUGUUUUACUAUGUUUUCUUUGUG